Messenger RNA from Diutina rugosa, 783 nucleotides. RefSeq lists its product as uncharacterized. Lineage: Eukaryota; Fungi; Ascomycota; Pichiomycetes; Serinales; Debaryomycetaceae. The coding region runs from base 1 to 783 and encodes 260 amino acids. Gene Ontology annotation, cellular component: 90S preribosome; nucleus. The transcript has a single exon. The record is from RefSeq and is a predicted model, not a curated record.
AUGAACACUGCUGCUGACGAUCUUGACGACGGCCUUGCCUACGAUGUUGAAUUUAGUGACUCUCCGUUAAGCGAUUCCGAGACUGUUGAUAAUAAAGUCCCUGAAAGGACCGACGCCGUGACUGGCUCCAGCUCCAAAAAGCGGAAGAAGAAUCAAGGUGGCUUGAAGGACAAAAAGAGGACGAAGAUGGAACAAGAUAUCGAUCGGAAACGCAAUUUGGCUAAACAAGAUGUUGAAACAAUUUCCGAAUACCUCAAUGAUAAGAUACGACGUAAGUACUCGGACCUUUCAGCUUUAGAGUUGGCUGAGAAGUACUUCAGCAAGAGUGACGUGAGACUGACUCAGGACUUUGAUGAUGAACGAAAUUUGACAAACUUAGAGCUGUUCAUCACAAGUCGAUUCAAGAAUAUGUUGCUGCCGAAACAAGAUGAUGAAGUCAAGUACAUUGCCAUAUUGCUGCUGCUGGCGAUUAGAGCCUGCGAUACCCAUCGGGCGACCAAAGAUCUCAAGAAUGGACUGGUCAAGUUGAUCACAAAGAAUAAAUUAUCUGCUGACAUUUCGGUUAUGCUGAAAACACGAUCAAGAGUAUUAUGUCUGACCCCGGCGCGUAUUCUCAAAGUUCUCGAACUGGAUGAGUUAUCAGUGUCUAAGGACAACGUUAAGAUUGUUAUUAUUGACAAUUCUUAUUUGGACAAGAAGCAGCAAAAUAUUUGGGAUUUAGCAGAAGCUAUUGAUGCUGUCAAAGAGCUCACUUCAGCUGGGGCAAAAUUAUAUUUCUACUGA